Messenger RNA from Daldinia vernicosa, 1237 nucleotides. RefSeq lists its product as uncharacterized. NCBI's taxonomy places the organism in Eukaryota, Fungi, Ascomycota, Sordariomycetes, Xylariales, Hypoxylaceae. The record is from RefSeq and is a predicted model, not a curated record. Bases 653 to 877 code for a protein of 74 amino acids. The transcript has a single exon.
UGUAACUGUAUCUCCCUGACCCGGAAGCAAGCAUCAUCGCAAAUAAGUGCCAGAGAAAAGAAAAUAAAUCGACCAGUAGAUACAUAAUAUUUCGCACAGGAGUCCCUAUAUUCGGGGACUUCUGCAUCGUGUUAAUGACUGUUGCGAGGCAUUUUUUUUAUCUCGUCGUCGUAGUCGUCGUCACUUAUUACGAACUCAUCGUAUAUAUUGCUCCAGCUGCCCAGUCUUCUACUUGCAAGGCUAAAGGAUAUAUGAUAGAUGAUGUUGUACAACUUGUCAACAUCUCACCGCAUGGGGUGCAAGAUGCUGGAGUACCUAGACGAAACAUACCUACCUAGGUACGCAUGGUUUAUGCCCACCCUACACACUACAUGUUCGCUUACCACAUAACUGUCGGGUUAGUUAGAUUGAGCCCCAGAUGCCCCUCCCCAUCUAUGUAGGUAUUAAAGACUGCCAUAGACAAGGCCUCGUCGGGGCGCCGCCGUCAUACUUGUACAGGCCUUACUUCGCUUGCCAAUCCUGACCGACGACGUCAGUCUUGUGAGCACUGGGCAAUACAUAGUAGCCAUUCAACUUCCCCCGAAGCAGUACCGCUUAAUUAGCUUCAAGGUCUUGGGGAGCUGGCCCGACUGGCUCGAAGAUAUCGUCAUACAUGCAACCCUCGGUUUCAUCCCGAGCACUCUUGUUUUGUAAAGUCCUACUCCAUUACUCCCAUUACUCCAUACGUACCUAUGUAAGUGGUAGGCGUGGCUAUUCCAUCGUCAUUCCUCUGGUUGGGUUUAAUCCAUUCUUAUCACACUGCGCCGUAAUCGCUGUUCUAAAAAUGCCAAGAUAUCGUGGGCUGGACACGAAGGCCACACUGCCGCCACGAUUAUAGUGCGGGACCGAACAUGGAAAGACUUGGCUUAGAUGCUGUUGGGUUUUCAAUACGAUGGAAAAAGAAAAUACGCAUGAUGGGAAAAAAUAGUGUUAAUUAUCAGUUCCGGAUAAGAAAGACAAAACAAAUUUCCCUUUCUCCAGCGCCAUUUCUUUCCUACUUAUUCAUCAUCCCUUGACACCGGCACAGAGAACUCCGAUUGUCUUUAGUCAUCAAACGUGGGUUCAAUGAUGUCGUGUCUUGGAUUCCAUAUGGAAAAGCAGGUGCAUGUUCUUCGCUCACUUCAAGGAACCACUUUUAUGGAGCAUUUUAAUUGUAUCCAAUCACUAUUCACACACCGCAUGACGUCGUUAGUUGCCA